Molecule: messenger RNA, 945 nt
Organism: Aspergillus homomorphus CBS 101889
Lineage: Eukaryota; Fungi; Ascomycota; Eurotiomycetes; Eurotiales; Aspergillaceae
Exons: 1
Coding region: 1-945 (314 amino acids)
Molecular function (GO): protein binding
Source: RefSeq, a predicted model, not a curated record
AUGACGGACUCAGACGAACUGAAUCUCACCUCCUCCGAGACGAACCUUUCGACAGUCGUGCCAAUAACCGAACCAGUCGAAUACCCGCGCGUUUUCGGUAUUAACGAGUUACUGGAGGAGAUCCUCAUGCAGCUGGAUACUCGCACUCUGCUACUAGCAUCUCGGGUCCAUCCCUUCUGGUUUAACCUGAUCAAGAACAGCAAGAAAAUUCUACGGGCCUUGUUCUUCCUUCCGCACGAAAAAGCGAUAGUCGGCCAACCGGGCAUCAAGAAUCCGUUGCUGGUAAAGAAGAUCUGGGACGAGUUCCUUGCGCGACGUCUUCACACUCGCCAGCGGCCCAAGAACGAAGACGCGAGUGUACCGAUCAUAGCGUCUCGAGAGCGCGAAGAGGCAUACUCCCGCCCCGAAGCAAGCUGGAGGCUGAUGCUUCUCCAACAGCCGCCGACUUCCAUCUUCCGCAUCUUUGUCUCACGGAGCUCCAGAGAUCGCAUGAGGCUGGACUAUACUCACGGUGUGUGGAAGUUUGACGACUCUAAUGACGACGCUGAUGACGAGCGUGAUCAUCACGUACGGCUGGGAGACUUGGAGGCGCUGCUCGACCAGGGUUGCCUCGCGACAGGUUCGUCGCCCCUGUUGUUCUGGACGACUUGCAACACGGACAAGUGGGAUUACGAAAGCCCGCGCGAGAGCAGGGUCGAAGUGCGGAAAUAUCUCGCCCUGUACGACUUUGUCGUUCAUGCGUCGUGGGGCCACUCGAGAGAUGUUCAACCUCGGUGGAAUUUCUGGAACUGGCUCGACCGCAAUAAGAUCGGUGUGCGGUGUGCGCGAGAUAUUUCGAACCACGCUUCCAUCCAGCUGAAAUAUGAAGCGCAGCGAGAAGAAACAGAAGACGUACACCGAGAACUGGCGCGUCUAUUUCCAUCGUGUGUCGUCGCAAGCGAGUGA